Ixodes scapularis (black-legged tick) is the source of this 977-nucleotide messenger RNA. RefSeq names its product (3R)-3-hydroxyacyl-CoA dehydrogenase. The transcript has 4 exons. The record is from RefSeq and is a predicted model, not a curated record. NCBI's taxonomy places the organism in Eukaryota, Metazoa, Arthropoda, Arachnida, Ixodida, Ixodidae. Gene Ontology annotation, molecular function: oxidoreductase activity, acting on the CH-OH group of donors, NAD or NADP as acceptor. The coding region runs from base 174 to 917 and encodes 247 amino acids.
CAUAUUUACGGGAGUUCGAGAUGGCUUUGUGUGCCCGCAGCACUUAAAAGGCACCGAUAACCAGAGCCGGAAAAACAGGUUCUUUGAAAGCAGACAGCAGACAGAAGGAACAAAGAACUCUCGGAAUUCGAUGGUCUCGAGUCAGCAUUGACAACUUGGAAUAGUCAAUCAAGAUGUCCCUUUCGGGUCGGCUUGCGAUCGUCACCGGUGGAGGAAGUGGCAUCGGCAAAGCGGUCUGCCAUGCCCUGGCAGGAGAUGGGGCAACUGUCGUGGUGGCCGACAUCAACCUAGAAGCGGCGAAAGUAACUGCUGCUGAGCUGAAAGGCGAAGCUCACCGGGCUCUUCAUGUGGACGUCGGCGACUCCUCCUCUGUCGCUGCGCUCAUGAGCAGCGUCAGCUCCCGAUGCCGGACUCCCAUGAGCAUCGUGGUCAACUGCGCUGGCAUCGACAAGCAAUGCGCCGUCGUGGACAUGACAGAAGACGACUACGAUGAACUGCUGCGAGUGAAUCUUAAGGGCACCUUCCUCAUCAACCAGGCUGCUGUGAAGGCUAUGCUCAAGGAUAAGGUUCUCGAGGGCUCCAUUGUCAACAUAGCCAGCAUUUUCGGCAAGAGUGGGUACCCCUUCUUUGCCGCGUAUGCAGCCUCCAAGGGCGGCGUCACUGCGUUCACGAAGUCUCUGGCUCAAGAACUGGCCGGCACAAACAUCCGCGUGAACGCUCUACUGCCCGGACCAACUGACACUCCAAUGGCGGCUACUAAAUCUGAGCAGUUAAAAGAAGAGGUCGCCAGAAUCAUACCAAUGAAAAGGUUUGCUCGCGCUGAGGAAGUUGCUGACGUGGCUAAAUAUUUGUGUUCCCCUGGCAGCUCUUACAUUACGGGCACUAGCGUGGAAGUCGCCGGGGGAUGGCUCGCUUGAAACGGGGUUUUAUAUACCCAGAUACAUUUUUUGGGGCCAAUAAAACCGUGCGUAUUCGUU